Staurois parvus is the source of this 902-nucleotide messenger RNA. The record is from the annotation of a GenBank genome assembly. Lineage: Eukaryota; Metazoa; Chordata; Amphibia; Anura; Ranidae.
GUCUCGGGCCCUCAAGCGGAGCGGCGGGCGCCGGACCCCCAGGCGGAGCGACAGGUCUCGGACCCUCAGGCGGGAGCGGCGGGCGCCGGACCCCCAGGCGGAACGACAGGUCUCGGGCCCCCAGGCGGGCGGGCGGGCACCGACCCCCAGGACAACAGGUCUCGGGCCCGAGUCAGGCGGGCGGGACCGCUGGCCCCUGGGACAGACAUUGGAUCGUCUGGCGGACAGCGGGGGCAUCGGGUCACCAGGCAUCAGGUCAUUUGGCUCCCCAGCGGGCACCGCGUCAUCUGGCAAGGCAGUGGGCUCCGAGUCAACUGGUAUGACAGUGAGCGGACCCCGGGUCAUUUGGCUCGACAGCGGGCACCGAUCAGGCCGGACCCCCAGGGCGGAUCAUCUGGAUCAACAGCGGGCAUCGAGUCAGGAGGAGCUAAUAGGAUCGUCAGGCUGGAUCAGUUCAUCAUGCCGAGUAGAGGCUUCAGGCUGAAUGCCGGCGUCCGGCCGAGUAGAGGCAUCAGGCCGAGUAGAGGCUUCAGGCCGAGUAGAGGCUUCAGGCCGAAUAGAGGCAUCAGGCCGAGUAGAGGCUUCAGGCUGAGUAGAGGCAUCAGGCUGAGUAGAGGCAUCAGGCUGAGUAGAGGCUUCAGGCUGAACCACGGAAGGCAGGCUCACCGGUUUGGAUACUGGCAGGAUGGUAUUGGUUGGAAAGAAUUUUCGCUUUUUUCUGGUUUUAACUACUGGAGCACUGCAAGUAAACGCAGGUCUGCAAACGAAUGGAGCAGCUGGGACAGAGAAGAACUGGAGGAUGGAACAGGAGAGGGAGCGGUUGCUACAGAGGGCUCUUUUACAGGGUUAAAGGCAGGAUAGGUGCAGCGAGUGGGAACAGGGUACUGACAUGCGGUAGAUAG